This is a messenger RNA of Kogia breviceps (pygmy sperm whale), 645 nucleotides long. It is a transcript of the gene C19H17orf100, whose product is annotated as chromosome 19 C17orf100 homolog. The record is from RefSeq and is a predicted model, not a curated record. Lineage: Eukaryota; Metazoa; Chordata; Mammalia; Artiodactyla; Physeteridae.
CGCGGGCUCCUGACAGGCUAGGGGGUGAUGCGGUGUCUGACCUAGCGUGGGGACUAACCCAGGGUUUCAGAGGGGCCGUCACCAGCCCCCGCCAGGACCACUGUUCCUGCACGUCCCUGUGUCGUGGAAUCCUCGGCUACCGCUGUGCCUGCGUCACAGUGCCAUGUGAUGUCACUCCUCACUGUGUGACGUAACCCGUCGAGGAGCGUGAGGCAAUGGGGCCUCGCGAGGCCUGCUUGGUUCCGUUACCCCCCGUAAGAUGGCCUCACCCCUUGGGGGAAAGCCCUCUCCGCCCCGGGCUGAGUCCGCCCGCUACGAGGAGACGGCGACGGUCCGCGUGGAGACCUCGUCCCACCAAGUGGAGACGACCUCCCGUCAGGUGCGGAGGUCUUCCCGGCAGGUGGAGACUACCCAGCGCCGCAGCGAGGGGCGCUCCGUCUCCCCCUCUGGGAAACGGCUCCCUCGCGUCUUCGAGGUGUCCUACCAGCACGUGGAAACCGCCUCGCAGCGCAGGGAGACGGCCUCCCGCCGCGUCAGGGCCUCGUCUCUGCGGGUGGAGACGUCUCUGCACCGCGUGGAGAGCCCGCCGCGGCGGGAGCAGCCGGCCGCUCGCCAAAAUGUCCAAAAGGCCCUAUGAAAUGCUUC